This is a messenger RNA of Emiliania huxleyi CCMP1516, 2421 nucleotides long. RefSeq lists its product as hypothetical. The transcript is spliced from 6 exons. Gene Ontology annotation, molecular function: protein binding. The record is from RefSeq and is a predicted model, not a curated record. Lineage: Eukaryota; Haptophyta; Isochrysidales; Noelaerhabdaceae. Bases 1 to 2421 code for a protein of 806 amino acids.
AUGGAGGCAACCGAUGCGAACAAACACAAAAACAUGGGCUUCCGUCGCACGGCCGCCUCCUCCGGCGCCUCAAGCGGGCCGGGCAGCGUCCCCGCCGAAGACCUCCGCUUCGCGUCCACCGCGGUCGCAGCCGAGUGCAGCGAGAUGCCCGAGCAGGAAGUCGUGCCGGCCGAGGGAACGGCCUCUGGCGGCAACGGCUCGUCCACGCCGUGGGCGAGCAGCUCCGACCCGGAGAGCAAGGCGGACGCGGAGGCGUCGCAGGCCUCCGUCGCGCCGGACACCGUCGCUGCCGGCGAGGCGGCGGGCGGCGUCGGCGAGGAGGAGCCCGAGGCGCCCUCGUCGCAGGUCCCAGAGGUCGUCGAGACGGACGUCGAGGAGCACGAGGACGACGAGGACGGCGACGGAGAGGUCGAUCCCGCGGCGAGGCCCGCGCCCGCAGGCUCGCCGGCGCCGAUCCCGGAGGUUGUCGAGACGGACGUCGAGGAGCACGAGGGCGACGAGAAGGAGGCGCCGCCGAGCGACCCCUUUUCCAUGCCCGAGAGCGAGCCACCAGCGGUCCGCACCGCGCCGGCGGCGCGCAAGAGGCCCACGCCCGCUCCCGCCACCCCGUCGGCCGCUCACGCGGCGCUGACCGAGGCGUCGCUCGAGGGCGACGCGCCGGCCGAGGAGGAGGGCGACGGGCCCACGCCGAGCGCGGCCCCGCCCGUCCGCCGCAAGCUCGACUCCAAGCCGCGCAAGCUGGGCCAGCCCUCUGGAGCGGCCAAGUCAAAGCCGACGCCGCAGCGCAAGCCGGGGGAGAAGCCGCGUGCACAAAAGUCGCGCGGCGAGGGCGCUGCGUCCGAGCCAAAGAAGAAGAAGGCGAAGAAGGACCCGGACGCGCCGAAGGGGGCGCUCUCGGCGUACAUGCUCUGGUCGAUGCAGGAGCGCAAGUCGGAUGCCUACGCCGGCAUGAAGGUGCCCGAGGCGGGCAAGGCGCUCGGCGCGGCGUGGAAGACGAUGGACGAGGCGGCGAGGGCGCCGUGGGUCGAGGCGUCGAAGGAGGACCACGCGCGGCACGCUCGCGAGAUGGCGAGCUACGUGCCCAGCCCCGAGUACGCGCGCGCUCAGGCCGCCGCGCCCAAGGCGCGCUCCGGCAGCUCCGGCGGCGCCAAGAAGGCGGCGACGCCCGCCUCGCGCGGAGGCGGCAAGGGCGCGGCCGCGUCGGCCGCGAGCAAGAAGAGCGCCGCCGGCCGCAAGCGCAAGGCUCUGGCUCGAGGCGACGCGGACUCGUCCGACGACGAGGCCACCCCUUCCAAGCUCGCCUUCUCUCCCCCGCCGCCGCUCGCGGACGCGCCGCCGCCAAUGCUGGAGGACGUUGGCGCGAGGGUGGCGUGGGUCCCGCAGUGCUACAACGAGUUUGCAAAGCGCUACGAGGCGGAGCUGGACGCGCUCCAGCUGGUGAUCGACGUGCCGGCCGACCUGCUCGAGAGCCCCGCCGACGGCACCGCGCACUGCGCCGAGAUCAUCGCCAUCCACCCCGCCGAGACGGAGGGGUGGGAGCUGCUCACUCUCCGCGGCGUCCCGUUCGGCGGCGGGUCCGGCGCGAGCGAGGGGGCAGAGUACUGCCUGCCGUACGUGCCGCGCCGGCUCUGCGACGUGGACCAGCACGUUUGCGCGCUCAAGGAGUACCUCGCCUCGCGCGAGCGCGCCCUCUCCGCCUCGGCGUCUCCGCACGUGCGCGUGCCCUUUGCCGCGCCAGACAGCGAGGGCGAGGAGGAGCUGUGGGAGGGGCGGGUGUGGAGCCGCAAGCCCUUCGACGCCCUCAACUACCCCGACUCGCUCUACCGCUGCCUCAACUGCGUGUGGUACGUCGCCUCCCCCCGCGAGCACGAGGGGGCGUCGAUCCAGCCGCUGUGGGUGAGCCCGUGGGAGGCGCUCCCGAGCGACACGCACGGCCGCUGGUCCAAGCUGAACCCUCCGCUCGCAAAGCUGGUCGACCAGCUGCGCGUCGACCGCGACACCUACUCCAAGCUGGUGCCCGCCUCCGAGUCGCUCGAGAUCACGGACGCGCUCGCCGGCCAGGCGGGCGCCAGCGGAGCCGCGCUCGAGCGCCUCCGCCAGGACACCUUUCUGCGCGUGCUCAAGCGCCUCCAGAGCAGCGAGCCCGGCCGGUACUUCCAGCCGCCCGUGCCGGCAGACGAGGUCGAGUACUACCGGCAGGUGGACCGCCCGAUGUGCCUGGCCGCGGUCCAGUCGGGGCUGGAGGGGUCCAAGUACGCCUCGUGGGCCGCCUUCGAGGCGGACGUCGUGCUCAUCUACGGCAAUGCCAUGGAGUUCAACGAGGAGGACUCGCUCCCCUUCUACCUGGCGCAGAUGCUCGAGCACGAGUUCAACGAGGCCAAGGAGCUCGUCCGGCAGGCGCUGCCGGCCGUGCUCGAGUGA